AUGAGACGCCAGAACCGUUCGUGCGACCAGUGUCGCAAAGCUAAACGGGCAUGCGAUGCGCCGUCGUUAUGGGACAUUCAGCGUAACUCGGAGAGGCUUCGCAACGGUACCGAGAGCGUUAGCGGAGCUUCUCUUGCUGAAGAGCAUCUUGAUGAAAUUGAUUCCAGAGCUUUACGAUGUUCAUACUGCCUUCGCACUCGCAAACAAUGUACAUUCCAUUGGGUUCGCGCUCAACUUCAGACUGGCCCGGCCGCCGCCAACACCAUUGCCAACCCUGAUGCUACCUCUCAGAAUACUACCAACCCUCGCCGGGUACCCGAUCAAUCGCGCACAAAGGCCAAGCGUCAACGGCCGCGCCCUCAACAGCAACCUGGACCUGCGCCGGUUCAGGCGCCUCUUCCGACCCAGUCGCUUGAUGUUAACGCAACUGCCUUGCUCGAUAUGCUACAGGCGCCUCCGACGACGCAUGACUUGAGUUGCUGGGGACCAAUGGACACAACCGGCUUCGGCAACUUUCCUGCUUUCCCUCAUACUACCUUCGAUACCAUGCCCGUCAAUGGCGUCUUCGACCCGACCGCAUUUGAUGCUAGCCUUCACAACAGUGUUUUCCAGAGCUUUGAGCCUAAUUCGACAUCGGGGCACCCCCAUCACAUGGAUUUGACGCCUUCCACAGAGCUCACCAGCCAAGCUUUACACUCGCGACAUCAAACGACAGAGGACGAGAAUGCCGACAACGGAUGGCCUCUAUUUCAGACUCAGUCUGUUGGCAGCGACGUUCCCUUUCAGCCUUCUCCUUCAGCCUCCAAUUCAUACGAAAGCGACAUCUCAACCAGAUCUUUAAGUGUACGACGUUAUCCGGAAAGUUUGGCAAGGAGCUAUAGCACUUCCAUCUCACCCUUCUCAGUAACACACAAUAUGAUGACAAAGACGAACAACAACAUGAUUUCAGACAACUUGAUGAGGAUAUACCAUGACGUUCUGGAGCAUGCCCUGUCUUGCUGGCUGUCGGAAGAAACAUGCCCUUAUAAACCUAAUACCAUCACUCGACCAUCAAACAACGGUGUUAGUUGGCUAGCAUCUCACUUUGAGGGACUGAGUGUCGGCCAACCGAAACAACAAGACAACAGGAUAUAUCGACGAGUCAUCCAGCUUGACAAGCAGGCACAAGCGACGAAGUUGAUUCGAUUAAGUAAAUCAGAUGACAGAGCUGCUUCAAAGGCGUUGCAUUUGGCCAUUAUGGCUUUUGCGACGCAGUGGGCUCAAGGUAGUCAGCGUGAGCGAGACAGGUUCCCGCAGAGCCUGACACAAAUGGAUAGUAUGCGAUCAGAAUUCGACGACAUCAACGAGGAUUUUGACCGGACGCUUCAAAAGACGUUUUGGGCUCAAGCCAAAAGAGCUCUACAGGACUGUUCUGAUAUGGAGUGCUUUCGUGUGGUCUGUGCGGAUCUGAUAAUGGGAUUGGCGCAGAAACCAAGGGACGAUGAAGACAACAACGAUGGGCCUUACAGCACGAGCAACUUUGAUGGCGAAAGCCCUAUUGCUUCAGGAGAAGGAUCAAUUGCUUCUCAGCUUAGCGAAAUCAUUGCUGCUGAAGGCCCACCUGUCUUCAUGGAACGUGCUGCAAGAAAGAUGCAUGCUCUGAAAUUCCAGUAUGAGGCACGAGAGACAGGAGUUCUCGAUGUGUCUGGAAGCUCCCUGGGAUUGGAGAAGGCGACUGCCGCGGAUGCUCUGAGCGAAGAAGACAAGGGUACCAUUGGCCUGGUUUACUGGAUGACAGUCAUGUUCGACACUGUUUCGUCCUCCAUGAACGGCCGGCCUGUAGUUGUCUCGGAUGAGGAGUGCCACCAUGACCCGACGUACCCUGAUCAUCCAGAGCAUGAAUCUUACAACAUCGAGUAUCGACCACAGGACGCCCGGUGGUGGGCGGAACUCUUCGGUCGCGAAAACAAAGAGGGUGUCCUCCGCUGGCCUUGUUCGUAUGAUGCCGCCUCCAAGGGUGUUGUCACUGCUGCACCUAUCAAGGUUAUCCUGUUCCGACAUGUCUCGUAUCUUCAAAACACGAUCAGGAGUCGAUACCGUGGUGAACCAGUCGAGAAGGUCAUCUCAAACGCAAUGGCUGUUUAUAAGCAUUGGAACGUAAGCUACGGCGCAUUCUUCAGAGAUCUGGUCGAACAAUAUGACUCUGUUCCAACACUCAUCCAGAGCUGGUUUGUAUGUGUGGUGGCCCAUUUCCACUGUGCUGCUCUUUUAAUGGCAGAUCUGAUUGAGCUUGUCGACGAGAAUAAACUAGGGUUGGAUUAUUCGACCCAAGUUCGUCAAGCAGCCAACGUAGUGGCCAGCCUCCGACGAGACAGUGCAGCUAUUCUCUCGGACCUCGCUCGUGUCUCGACACGCCCUCGAGCCGGUGAUGUACCUGGAACUGGUAUCUCAGACCUUCACUUCGCAGUUGUUGAGGGGUCCAUCUUGACGGAACCAUGGACUAUGAUCCUCAUCAGGGCGUUUACCAAAGCCGCCAUUCUACUUCUUACUGAGGCGGAAGAGAAGGUUCGACACGAACACAUGCCUCUAGAGACGCCUAGUGUCAUUCAUGUGGUGCGCAGGUGCGAGGACUGUACGAAAGCACUUUGGUGCUUGGGUAAGAAGUCAGACAUGGCUCGCAACAUCGCCAGCAUUUUAUCCUCAGCAUUGGGUCCUUACAUGAUACCGAUGAACAUGUCGAAUAUGCCUGUUCCGUCUGUCGAACCAGUCAUGGUCUAA
This is a messenger RNA of Fusarium venenatum, 2757 nucleotides long. RefSeq lists its product as uncharacterized. Lineage: Eukaryota; Fungi; Ascomycota; Sordariomycetes; Hypocreales; Nectriaceae. Gene Ontology annotation, biological process: regulation of DNA-templated transcription. The record is from RefSeq and is a predicted model, not a curated record. Gene Ontology annotation, molecular function: DNA-binding transcription factor activity, RNA polymerase II-specific; zinc ion binding.